This is a messenger RNA of Mycena citricolor, 3054 nucleotides long. Lineage: Eukaryota; Fungi; Basidiomycota; Agaricomycetes; Agaricales; Mycenaceae. The record is from the annotation of a GenBank genome assembly.
AAAUCCCUUACAAGCUUGACCACAAUCCUGCCCAUGUCCAACACAAAGCGAGUGGUUCUCGUCACUGGGUGUUCCGAAGGAGGCAUUGGCUACGCGUUAUGCGAGCGUUUUGCAGCGGAGGGGUGCCGAGUGUACGCGACUGCGCGACGCCAAGAUGCCAUGGCAGGAUUGGAUCAGCAUCCCCUUAUUUCAACGCAUACUCUGGACAUUGGAAUAGAGGAGGACGUGCGACGAGUCGUAGAUCAGGUGGUUGAGGAGCAAGGGCAAAUCGACAUCGUGGUCAAUAACGCUGGGGUAAUGGGAAUCGGUCCACUUAUCGAGCAACCUAUCGACUACGUCAAGAACGUGUUCGAUACCAAUGUCUAUGGCGCAUUACGCGUCUCUCAGGCCGCGUUUCCUCACAUGGCGGACCGUAAAAGUGGUCUCAUCAUUAACAUCGGGUCUGUCGUGGGCGACAUUCCAGUACCGUGGAACGGGUUGUAUUCCGCCUCCAAGGCUGCGUUGCAUUCUAUGUCCGAAAUCCUCAUGAUGGAACUUCGUCCAUUCAACAUCCAAGUGAUGAACAUAACACCUGCCGCGGUGCGCUCAAACAUCUCCAAGAACCAAAGAUCUAUUUUUCGGUUGCCCGAGUCUUCCUACUUCACCGCCUAUCUGCCGAGUAUCCUGAGGCGGAUGAACUCGAGUCAGAGCCCUGACGCCAUGCCCGAGGACACAUUCGCUCGAAAAGUGGUAUCCGCUGCACUGAAAAGUCAGCCUCCGACACACUUGACUUUGGGAGGAGGUGCAUUCACCUUCCAAGUCUUGCGCUGGCUUCCAAGGUCCUUGGUGUUCUGGAUUUUGUGGAGACGAUUUUCCAAGACCACGUAGUCAUAUCAUGAGUCGUUUCUUGUUUCCGCGGAUGUCGAUCUUGUCUUGGACCUAAAACACUGAUUAUCUCGGCUUAGACCUGAGCACGAUUUAGAAUCUAAUCGGCUAUCAUCACCCCUGGAACGCUGAUCUCCAUCGCUUUCUAACCCGAAAAUGAAGCGCAUCCACUUGCGUUCUAUCGACCUGCACCCGACACCAUCUGACGUCAAAUUACACCGCCUGCCUCAUGCUCUUAGUCUGAGCUGAUACCUACUCGGGCGCGACGAGGAUCUGUAAAUGAGUGUCAAUUGUUCCAAGAUAACUACCUCAGGUAUUUAUCUGGAGACGACUGCCUUGCACUCUCUUGUACCACCAUCCCAUCCACAUGUCUGACCCCAAAGUCGUUCUUAUCACUGGCUGCUCACUCGGAGGUAUUGGCAGUGCCUUGGUUGAACGAUAUGCCGCCGAGGGAUGCCGAGUCUAUGCGACUGCUCGACGCAAGGAAGCUAUGAACGGACUGGAUGCCAACCCUCUCGUCUCGCUGCACACGCUGGAUAUUCUCAGCGACGAUGAUGUACGCAGAGUCGUCGACCAAGUUGUUGCUGAGCAGGGCAAGAUCGAUAUCGUGGUGAACAAUGCUGGCGUUCUGGGAAUCGGUCAGUUCGUUGAACAGCCUAUCACGAACACCAAACAUGUGUUUGACACCAACGUCUACGGCGCCCUGCGUGUUGCCCAGGCGGCAUUCCCCCACAUGGCGGCCAAGAGAAGCGGGCUCAUUGUCAACAUCGGAUCUGUCGUCGGUUACAUUCCCACGCCCUGGAACGGCCUCUACUCGGCUAGCAAAUCGGCCAUGCAUGCCAUGUCCGAGAUCCUCAUGAUGGAAUUGCGUCCUUUCAACAUCAAGGUCUUGAAUGUCACGCCGGGAGGGAUCAAAUCCAACAUCUCCGACAAUCAAGCCCAAGUCUUCUCCCUGCCCGACACGUCACGAUAUUACAGCUAUCUUCCAAGCAUGAUUCGACGGAUGAACGCGAGCCAGAGUGCCAACACCAUGCCAGCAGAUGUUUUCGCCCGCCGCGUGGUGGCUGCCUCACUCAAGAAGACCCCUCCGACACACUUCAUGUUGGGGCACGGAGAGUGGUUAUUCUCUUUCUUCCGCUGGUUGCCGCGCUCUAUUGUUUUGUGGUUCUUGUGGAGAGUAUAUUCAAAAACAGAGUAGACGAGCUUGUGUACGUGGGAGGUCAGAAUGAAGUUAUAGUAAAGAUCACGUGGACGCGUCUGAUGCAUUGAAUGUCAUCCUCAUCUCCUUCCGCACAACCAUCCUUGCCCUCGUACUAGAUGUCCAAAUACCCGGACUAUCUCUCACCCAAUGUUACUCCGACUAAGCUUGGCAAAUCUCAGAAGUCGCGUGCCCGGCGGGAACCCUCGGGCGUGUUCUCUUUGUUUCAGGCGCCGCAGAUCCAGCAGUUCAAGGAAGCGUUCCAGCUGAUCGACCACGACAAGGAUGGAUGGGUGGGAGAAAAAGACUUGAAGGAGAUUUUCGCCAGCUUGGGCAUAUCACCCUCCGCCUCGACCCUCGACGCUCUCUUGCAGUCUAGGCCGGGCGACUCUUCGGUCUCCGACUCUGACCGUGGAAUCAACUUCACGAUGUUCUUGACGAUGAUGUCGGAACGGCUGUUCGAGUUCGACACGGAAGCUGAAUUGUUGACGGCGUUUGAGAGUUUCGACGAAGCGGACAGCGGCACGGUCAAGGUUGACGAAAUGCGGAAGUGGCUGAGCGAGAUCGGCGAACGCAUGAACGAACGUGAGAUCGACAAGCUGUUGAAGGGGCCUUUCACCGACAGGCAAGGGAACUUCAACUAUCGGGAGUGGGUCAAGGUGUUGAGAGUGAACGAAGACGAGCCAGAUCCAACCGGGUACUAGGCCUGACUCACGUCGGACUGACUCAAAACUUGUGUAUUCUUACGACUUUGGCGAUUCUUUGCGCCCCCAUCAUGACGUCUCUAUAUUUAUUGCUGGUCUCAGGCGUUUCCUUGGAACGUUCCCGUGAUCGUGAACUGUCUCACUUCUGAAGAUUGGCUUAAGAUCAAGUCGAAAGCACAUCUGUGACUCCUAUAGCUAAUCGACUGCAACGGCUGUUCAAUAAGGAACCACAGGCGUAAAUUCCAAGGCUCUGGCCUACUGUACUCCUCCAAAUCUGACAUAGUGCGC